Messenger RNA from Psammomys obesus (fat sand rat), 1526 nucleotides. RefSeq names its product glutamate rich 2 (gene Erich2). The transcript is spliced from 14 exons. The record is from RefSeq and is a predicted model, not a curated record. The coding region runs from base 1 to 1452 and encodes 483 amino acids. Lineage: Eukaryota; Metazoa; Chordata; Mammalia; Rodentia; Muridae.
AUGGACACCGACCUUCCAGCCCCCCUGUCUCGGGCCUUUCUCAAAGUAACUAGGGUACAUGCUCAAGUGUGCCCUAGGGUGAGCGCCCCCAACUUGCCCCACAGCGUGACGGUGGGGCACGGUCGCCCCAGACCCUCGGGGCGCUGGGCCACCCGCACCGCCAGCCCUGCCCUCCGCGUGGUUCCAGCAGCCACCCCAGUCCACGCCCCGGGCCCGCCGCGCGCCCUGCGUCCGGCCCGGGGCCCGCCGCGCUCCGCCCCGCUCGCCCCGCCGCUGCGCGCGGCCUCCUCGUCGCUGCGCGCGGCGUCCUCGUCGGUGCGGGUGGCGUCCCCGUUGCUAGGUGGCUCCGGCGGCUCCCGGGGCUCCGGCAGCAGCCCCUCCUGUCACCAUGGCGACGCCGCGUCCCAGGCUCGCGGCUCGGAACCCAACGCAGGUGGCGAGCGGGCCUGGCUCCCCUGGUCUUCCCUUCGCGGGAUCUCCUUGGCAGGGCCGCCAGCGGGUAAGCAGCGCCGCGGUGACUGUUGGGGCUGUGGAGUCCCACGGCUGCCGAGGCACUGCUCGAAAAGAACACAAAGUUACAGUGUUAGUAUUGAGCCCACAUUGCUAAUGACACUUUGCUUUGUUGUCCGCAGUCUUGGUCCUGAGUUUUGUAUUCCCGAAAUCCCCAGAAACUACCUAGAUAAGAAAGAUGUUGCAAAGGUACCAAAAAGCAGACAGAAUGGAAGAUUGCUAGUGUAUGAUUCAAAAGAAAAAGUGAUGAUUGACACAAAUAAAGAAGUGUCACGCAAAUGCUGCUUUGGACUCAGACCAAGAUUGGCAAGCAAGCUUUGUGCACAGAUCUCCCCAGGUGCAGCUAAUACAUUUUCAGCAAAAAAAGAAGCCUCUUCAAAGAAGAAUGAAAAUAAAGUCUCUUUUAAAAAUAGCAAAACCAGACCAUCUUCCAGGAGUAUUGAAAGUAAAGAUCACUUCAAUCAGCAUCUUGACCUGUGGUCAUCUUCCUUCCUACAAGAAAAUACAGGUGAAGCAGGCAAGGAUUUGGUCCUUGUAAAGCAGCAGAAAAAUAGUGAGUAUUGCCUUGAGGACCUCGAGAAGCUGUCAGAGUCGACAGAUGGUGAUGGAGAGGAUGAUUCCAAUGAUGAAGAUGAUGGGGCCCCUGUUAGAAAGGAGACUCGUGCCCCAUUGGAGUUAAUGGCUGAAUUCCUGAGAGCAGAAAUGGGCCGAGACUACCGGCUAGCACAAAAAUUAUGUCAGAUGAUCCUUAUCUAUGAACCAGAAAAUCCCGUGGCCAAGGAAUUUUUCUCACUUAUUGAAGAAAUAUUGCUGAAGGAGAAAGCUCAGAAGAGCGAGGACGAUGAAGAGGACAGUGAGGAGGACACGAGCAGCGAGAGUGAGGCAGAGAGCAGUGAGGAUGGGAGUGACGACAGCUCCGACAAGUGUGAAGAUGGGUCCUAACGGCCGCCGCUAUGGAGAAUUAUUUUCAAGAGUGUGUGCCAUGCAAAUGCAAAUAUAAAGAAGAGAGACAGUGC